AUGGCGGAAGGACGCAGGGAACAACCGCCUCAUCCUCCUCUCUCCUUACCACCGGCCAGCAAGCGGCUUUGCCUUCGCCCCGCACCACGAGGUCCCGGUCCGGGGCCCGGCCACGGCAGCGGUGCGCCCGGCUCCCGGUAUCGCUCCCCGGAGUCCCUCCUGGACUGCGCCGCCAAAGCGGUAGCGGAAAAGUGGGCCUUUGAGAGAGUGGAGGAGCGCUUCGAGCGGAUUCCGGAGCCCGUCCAGCGCCGUAUCGUCUAUUGGUCUUUCCCCCGCAACGAGAAGGAGAUAUGCAUGUACUCUUCGUUUCAGUGCAGGGUAGCCGGCGAGGAAGGUCCGUCGGCGGCUACGGCUGGAACUGGGGGGACGGGGUCCGGAGCUCCGAACGCCGGUGGCGGCGGAGGAGGACCUACCGCCGGUGCCGCGGCCGCCGCCGUGGGGGCAGCCGGAGUAGUGGGGACGGGAGACGGACUCCCUUUCCGCCGGGGAAUCAGGCUGCUGGAAACGGGCUGUGUGGAGAACGUUUUACAAGUCGGCUUUCACCUCAGCGGCACUGUGACUGAGCCGGCCACGGCCUCGGAACCAGAGGUGACCCACAAGGUGGCGAUCAGCUUCGAUCGCUGCAAGAUCACCUCGGUCACCUGUGGCUGCGGGAACAGAGACAUCUUCUACUGCGCGCAUGUGGUCGCGCUCUCCCUCUACAGGAUCCGUAAGCCUGAACAGGUGAAGCUGCGGCUGCCCAUUUCCGAAACGCUGUUCCAGAUGAACAGAGAUCAGCUGCAGAAGCUGGUCCAGUAUCUGAUCACGGCCCACCACACCGAGGUUCUGCCCACAGCGCAGAAACUGGCCGAUGAGAUCCUCUCCUCCAACUCUGAGAUCAACCAGGUCCACGGCGCUCCGGACCCGACCGCAGGCGCCAGCAUCGACGACGACAACUGCUGGCAUCUGGACGAGGACCAAGUCAGGGAGCAGGUCAAACAGUUCCUGUCCCAGGGAGGAUACUACGGCUCCGGGAAGCAGCUCAACUCCAUGUUCGCAAAGGUACGGGAGAUGCUCCGAAUGCGGGACUCCAAUGGCGCCCGAAUGCUAACACUGAUAACGGAGCAAUUUAUGGCGGACCCUCGACUGUCACUAUGGAGACAGCAAGGCACAGGGAUGACCGACAAGUGCCGGCAGCUCUGGGAUGAGCUGGGUGCGCUGUGGGUGUGCGUAGUGCUGAAUCCACACUGUAAAAGCGAGGAAAAGAGCGGCUGGCUGAAGCAGCUGAAGAAGUGGGGAGACAUGGAUGUUUGCCCGCUGGAGGACGGAAACUACGGCAGCGAGCUUCCCAACAUCACCAACGCCCUGCCGCAGAGUAACCUCGCUCAAGACUCUCUGUCCAGACCGAGGCGAACGGUGUUCAGUCGAGCCGUGGAGGCCUGCGACCUCCACUGGCAGGACAGCCACCUGCAGAGGAUCAUCAGCAGCGACUACUACAUGUCUCCAUCCUAUCAGAGAGAGGGCGAGAGCUUGCUCUUCAACCCACAGGGGCUGCCGCUCUGGCUAGACCACGUCCCGACGGCGUGCGCUCGCGUCGACGCCCUGCGCUCCCACGGCUACACCAGAGAAGCCCUGCGAUUGGCUGUCGCCAUCAUCAACACGCUCCGCCUCCAGCAGCAGAGACAGAUGGACAUCUACAAACAUCAAAAGAAAGAGCUUCUCCAGAGAAACGUCACCUCCACCACCAACCUGGAAGGCUGGGUGGGUCAUCCCUUAGACCCGAUUGGUUGUCUUUUUAUCACGCUCACAGAAACUUGCCGCAUGGACGAUGACAACACCAUGGACACUGGAGAAGGUGACCCCAGGCCUCCAGUCUACCACCAUGUACCGGUGUGGGGCUGUCCAGACGGAGGGGAGUCCUACCUGACUCUGGCCUUAGAAGUGGCCCUGAUGGGAAUGGGCCAGCAGAGGAUAAUGCCAGAGGGCCUGUAUGCCCAGGAUAAGGUGUGUCGUAACGAAGAGCAGAUCGUUUCCAAACUCCAAGAGCUGGAGCUGGACGACCUCCUGGUGCAGACGCUUCGGAAGCAGGCCAUACAGCUGCUAGAGGCUGGUCCGUUCAGCGGCCUGGGAGAAAUCAUCCACAGAGAAAGCGUGCCCAUGCACACCUUUGCCAAAUAUCUCUUCUCGGCUCUGCUGCCACACGACGCAGACCUGGCUUAUAAAGUCGCUCUCCGUGCCAUGAGGCUGCCUGUUCUGGAGUCGUCGGCAGGCUCCGGGGACGUGGGGCACCCGCAUCACGGGAUCUCCAUCGUCCCCAGCAGAUACCCACGCUGGUUCACUCUUGGCCACCUGGAGUCGCAGCAGUGUGAGCUGGCGUCAACAAUGCUCACCGCUGCUAAAGGGGACAUGUUGAGACUGCGGACGGUGCUGGAGGUCAUUCAGAAAAACAUCCACUCAUCUUCCCUCAUCUUCAAACUGGCCCAGGAUGCAUUUAAGAUAGCCACGCCCGCCGACAGCCCGCCGGAUAUAACCCUGCUCAAUGUGGCGUUGGAGUUAGGGCUGCAGGUGAUGAGAAUGACGUUGUCCACUUUGAAUUGGAGAAGGAGAGAGAUGGUGCGCUGGCUGGUAACCUGCGCCACUGAAGUCGGUCUGCGGGCGCUAGUGAGCAUCUUGCAGAGCUGGUACACUCUGUUCACUCCGACGGAGGCCACCAGCAUCGUGGCAGCCACCGUCAUGUCCCAUAACACCAUCCUGCGCCUCAGCCUGGACUACCCGCAGCGGGAGGAGCUGGCCAGCUGCGCCAGGACGCUGGCCCUGCAGUGCGCCAUGAAGGACCCUCAGAACUGCGCCCUGUCGGCUCUGACGCUCUGCGAAAAGGACCACAUCGCCUUCGAGACGGCCUACCAGAUCGUGAUCGACGCCGCGUCUACGGGCAUGACGUACUCGCAGCUCUUUACCAUCGCGCGGUACAUGGAGCAUCGAGGAUAUCCGCUUCGCUCGUUCAAGCUGGCGUCUUUGGCCAUGACUCACCUCAACCUGGCCUACAACCAGGACACGCACCCCGCUAUUAACGACGUGCUCUGGGCCUGCGCACUUAGCCACUCCCUGGGGAAGAACGAACUGGCCGCCAUCAUCCCCCUGGUGGUGAAGAGCGUGCACUGCGCCACGGUGCUGUCCGACAUCUUGCGGCGGUGCACCAUGACGGCGCCGGGUCUGGCCGGCAUUCCCGGACGGAGGAACUCCGGGAAGCUGAUGUCGGCGGACAAGGCGCCGCUGCGGCAGCUCCUGGACGCCACCAUCUCGGCGUACAUCAACACCACACACUCUCGACUUACGCACAUCAGCCCGCGCCACUACGGGGAGUUCAUAGAGUUCCUCAGCAAAGCGCGGGAGACUUUCCUCUCGGCGCAGGACGGCCACAUCCAGUUCGCCCAGUUCAUAGACAACCUGAAACAGAUCUACAAGGGCAAAAAGAAACUGAUGAUGUUGGUCCGGGAGCGCUUUGGCUGACCUUAACCCUGCCUCAGAGACCCUGUUCUUGGGAAGUAGUCAAAACUUCUUGGUUUAUUUAAGUGUUUUUUGGGAUUUUUUACUUCUUUAUGUUGAGCCAUUUCUUGACCAAGUCAUAUGGUUUUGUUCUGUUUUUUUUUUUUUUCUUUCUUGAAUGUGAACCAAAAAGUGUUCGCUAUACUUGCUCUACAUACCUGUUAUUGCAAAGGAGAGGACCUAAAGUGUCACAGAAGUAAAAAAAAAAAAGGAAUCAAACCCAUCCAGUUAAUAUUUGGAAUAAUUAGAAAAUCAAAAGAAUGUGAUCAUAAGAGCAAAAGAAAUGUUUGCUUGCUGGUGGCUUAUGACCAUGAUGGAUUGGGUUUGGAGUCUUAGUUGAGGUGAAGAAGGUAAAGAGAACUUCAUAAAGAACGUAGCAGUAGAACAGUGUUGCUGUCAUACCUCGACUGUCAGCUUUAACUUCUGUUAGAAAGAGCCUCUUGUCUCAUUCAGGGCUUCCUAGAGGAGCGAGGACGGACUGCAGAACUACCUGAGUUGGUCUCUCUGAUGAAAAACUCAACAUUUUGAUCAGCUGCACGGGAAAGAUUACGCUUUACAGAGUGCAUGGUUUGAGGAUGACGUCCUGGCUGCUUUCGCUAACACUUUAGCCUUCACGUGUACAACAGUAUGUUCCUGUAUACAGCGUGUCCUUCAUGUCACCCCGUAGGUGGACAUAUGCCAUAUCUGACUGGCUUAAUGUGUUCCUCGUGUCCAGAGAUGCCACUUCGCUGCUACUCGGCUGUUUGUGGCCAAAGGUUUGAAAAGCGUAAAACCUCACCGCUAAGAUCACCGUUUAGCUAGCACACAAUAUAAUUCUGGUAUUUUUAGUUUUGUCACUUGGUGGCACUAAGUUGGCGUUCCUGUGUUUUGUUACAAAACUGUUUGGACCUUGUUCUUGGUUGCAAAUGAGUUUGUCACCCAGAUCCCUUUUUCCAUCACAAGAACAUUCACUAAAACCGAGAGUUUUGUCCACUUGCAUUGUUUAAACGUAGCCGCCUGAGAUUUUACCAGCAAACCGACAGAAGCCAUUGUUUGGGCGGUGGAAUAACAACGAAACCACAUGGCACCCUUAAGCCGUAGCUAAGCUUUAUGGGGGGUAAUACUUUGAGUUAUUGUGCUUUGUGAUGAGAAAACAAAAAUCAAUGCAGAUUGUGAUCUUUGGUUCCUGAGAUAAAUUCUCCAAAUGGAGAAAGUAGCAGAAUCUCCAAACUCUCUAUUUCUUAAAAAAUGUUGCCGUUUUUCUAUUCGUGACCGAAUUGCCUUUUUAUGUUGCGUUUAGCGCCACCCCUGGAGGGGUAGUUGUAUUGCCGUUGUCAGCAUGCACAGCGCUGUCACAAAUCUGAGCUGCGUGGUGGAUUCCAGGGGGAGUCUCAGCAGAACAUAGUGGGUGGGUACUAAUGAGGACAUUUACGUCACCUAGGACUUGGAAAGUCCAUCAGCCUGGAAGGUAAGAGGCUCCAGGGCUUAGAAUUAGCUGGAAAGUCUCUGUUUGACACUAAUAGCCAAAUCCAGGUAGUCGCCCAAAAGUAACCACCAAAAUGAUUCACAUACUAGUUAAAAAAAAAAUUACGUUUUUGAAUCAUGUGUUUAAAGGCAUUGAAACUUAAUACCCCCUUAAAUCGAUUGUGUACAUCUGAAUGUCUCCAGUUAAUGCUAGCGGCGUUGUUGAGCAAAACUCUCUAGGUCCGUUCCGCUCUAGAUUUUAUCCAGCCAGAGUAAAUAAUUUGCUGGUUUUACAUCUUUUUAUAGUUUUUAAUAUUUUCAAAGGAAGAUUUUUUUUUUUUUAGGUUUUGUUGACUAAGAAGAAAGUUUACCAGAAAACAUCUUAAAGUAAAAGAUCGUUCUAUCUCUUUUAGUUAAAUCGUAAGCUUACAUUAGCUAAAGCACCUUUUUGUGAUACUUCAGUGGUUAAAACUUAUUUUGUUAAAAAGUAACCCCAAGAAGCCUAAGUUAAUUGAUGUUGAGCUAAAUUAUUAGAGAUUUGUUACAUAGCAAAGUUAGCAUCUUAUAUGCUAAAAUGUUUUUAUUAACAGCUUUUUGUUUUUGCAAAUUUUACUUCUGCAAAUUAGCCCCAAACGUCUAUAAUAACAGAUGUUCGACUGAAAUGAAACAUUAGUUUUUGGGAGGAUUUAGACUAAAGCUACGUAACGUCCAUAAACUCCAGUUUGUUGUUCUUGUGAUGGAAAAAGCUGUGAGGUGUCCUGUGAAUGCUACUGGCUCUCAACCUUCUUUACUGUGAAGAAAAGUGGCCGCUUCCUCAAGGUCUCAAAGACGCACAGCGAACCCUACGAACCCACAAAAGAGACGAUAUUCAGUCUCAACCCGAUAAGUUCGGUGUAAGUAUUCGAGGCCACACGGCUUGGCACACAAGGUUCUCCUCUCCUGACGAGGGACGUCCAGGUUCUGUGGCAAAAUGUCAUUUUCAGCGGCAGUCCAGCAAGAGCUUGAGUCUUUAACUGAUCAGACUAAAUGUACAAGCACUUCACACAGAUACCUCUUCAGUACGCUCCUGCCUGCUUCAGCAUUUAUUUAUUGAUUGUUUUAGAACAUUUUUUUUUUGUUUUCUUUAAUCACUGAGUUUGAAAUGGUAGACAAGCAGAAUCAGAACCAGACUGUAUUUAAAAAAAGGAAAGAAGAGGCUAAAAAAGUAGAAGGGUUCUGGAUGGAGGGGCGUUUUCCCGUCUGCUUCGACAUUCCAUGAGAGCUACUUUCACCUUCCACCCAGGUAGUCGGUCCCAGCUGCGCCUUUUUUCAGAUCCGGAGGGCUGCAGGUGGACGGAUGGAAAAAGAGGAAAACUGAGGAAAAAAAGGAGAGGAGAGGAAAAAAGGCUAAACUCAGUUCUCAGGGACAUCGCUUAAAGAAACGAAACAAAAUAGUAGCAUUAAGCAUUUAAGAUAUUGUAAAUAAUAAAGUGUCAAUUGAGAAAAUUGUAAAGUUAUAAUUAUUUAUAAUAAGUGUUUGUUUCUCUAUUUUUUUUUUUUUUUCCUUCGGCGGGGUGUACUUGAAUUGUUUUGAACGGGGGAAUUUGAUGCCGUUGUUUUUUUGUUUUUUUUUCGUUUUUCUUAAGAGCAAAGAUUUCAAGGCAUUUCUCAGGUGCUCCUGUGUACAUUAUUUUAGUUUUUUUUUUUUUUUUUUUUUUUUUGCUAUAAUAUGACGUGUCGUUUUUCUUCAGUUUGCAAUGACAAAAGAAAAUCAGUUUUCCAAAUAGAAAGCAAGUUUUUUCCAGAGUUAAGGAAAAAAGGGAGGCGGCAUCCGUUUGUGAACUGAUUUGUACUAAACCUGACUAUGCAGAACCACUUUGAGGGACUCGUCCUGGACAGAAAACGGAGAAGCGAGGAGGACGAGACCUGGUGGGCCGAACCACUAUCAGAGGGGAGGAUGGACGGAAGGGGGGGGGGGAAUGGGGAGCGGAAGCGUGCUUGUAUCGGGUCAAUGCGCCGUCGCCGGCCUGCAUCUGCUGCAACUUCUGGAGGAGGAGGAGAAAAUGAACCAAUGGUAGAAAAUGCCUUUCUGACCAUUCAAUGUACAAAGUUUCCUUUUUUAUUUUUUUGUGUCUUUCUUUAUUUCUGUCCUUUGAUAUCAGGACCCCAAGCCUUUGGUGUCUUCUUUGCGUGGUUACGCUGCAGUGAGACAGAAUGACGCAAAACGUUUGUGUCAGCAGCAGCAGUACCUGAUGGCCUGUUCAUUCAUAAUAGCAUUUUUAGAUCACCCUCCUCAGAGUUAAAAGUUUCCAUAUUCUUACCACUGAUUUUUUUUUUUGUUCCCAGUCGGGGGCGCGUCUUCUAUCAGUCUAGGAUUUGAAGCGAUGCAUUGCGGUGUGUUUAGGGGCAGCUGCUUCCUCCAUCGUCCUACAGCACAGCGACGUAAGUGUGCUGCAGCAGACUUGUGUCCACACAGUCAGCUUAUGCAAAAAAAAAAAAAAAAGUAAAAAUGCAAGGUUUCAACAUCUUAACGUUAAAAGAUUUUCAAAAAAAAAAA
Messenger RNA from Fundulus heteroclitus (mummichog), 7504 nucleotides. It is a transcript of the gene zswim5, whose product is annotated as zinc finger, SWIM-type containing 5. The transcript has 16 exons. The coding region runs from base 1 to 3489 and encodes 1162 amino acids. Gene Ontology annotation, cellular component: Cul2-RING ubiquitin ligase complex. The record is from RefSeq and is a predicted model, not a curated record. Lineage: Eukaryota; Metazoa; Chordata; Actinopteri; Cyprinodontiformes; Fundulidae.